Morone saxatilis (striped sea-bass) is the source of this 1539-nucleotide messenger RNA. Its product is annotated as nuclear envelope pore membrane protein POM 121-like. The record is from RefSeq and is a predicted model, not a curated record. NCBI's taxonomy places the organism in Eukaryota, Metazoa, Chordata, Actinopteri, Moronidae.
AUGCACUUUCAUUGUCCAUUUUAUGACGAUGUUACAGCCAAACUGACUCCAGUCCCGAAGGUCCCGGUCACUACCUCAGCAGCCUCUACUGGUAGUGGUGGGAAGAGGAAGCGGAAGAUCCAGCUGGUGUCCAGCCACAGGGACGAUCACAUCUCCCUGCCCCCGCCUCCGGAGCUGGGCUACACGAUCACUGUGAAAGACCUAGACGAAGAGAAAAAGGCUGCCAUCAGCAAGAUCCAGAAGGUCCUGGAGACACCUGCUCCAGAGCCAGAGAAGUCGGUCUCUCCCCCAGCCACCACUUCCACUCAGCCUGCCUCCUCCAGCAGCUCCACCACCACCCUGAGCAGCCUUCUGGCAGCUCCUCUGCACACGGUCUCCAGCUCCGCCAUCCCAGUCAUCAACCUGGAUCCCAGCCCGGGCAGCAGCGUCAGCACAGCACCUGCAGCCUCCAACUCGCUGCUGGAGGCUCUGAAAAUGAAGAUCAAUGUUCCUGCCAGCUCCACAUCUGCUGCCAACACAGUUACAGUGUCUGCGUCGACCACACUGGUACAACCCAGCGGCUUAGGCCUGAAGGUUUCGACUACGAUGUCCCCGCAGCUCCCCCCUGCCUCCCAGUCCCAGUCCUCCUCCGCUGGUCUGGAGCAGCCCUCUGCCUUCACUCAGGUUCUGGGUCAGGUCUCCAAGGCUUCCAGCACUCCACUUGUAACAGGACCAACCCUGUUCGGACUGGCGAGCCAGAUCAGCACCCCCGCUGCUUCCUCGGCCUCCAACCCGGUCACUGCUACCGCCGCCGCCCCGGCCAGCAGCUUGGCGUCCAUCAUUAACACCAACCCUCUGCUGGCUUCAGGGUUCAAGCCCAUCUUUUCCGUUACCACCACCUCCUCGGCUGCAUCGACCCCAGAGAGCAAACCUCCUGUCCAGAGUUUCAAGCCCAUCUUUGGAGGCACCACUGUAGGUUCUGGCUUUGGACCGCCUCCAGCUUACACAAGCACCAACCCCGCAUCUACAGUGUCCUCAAGCGGUGCACCCUCCAUGUUUGGUGGAUUAACAAGCAGCGCCACAGUUGCUCCAUCUGUGUUCCCGAGCAUGACCAACACAGCCUCCACCGGCUCCAUCACCACCACACAGCCUGCAGCCCAGCCAGCUGUGAAAUCCCAGUUUGGAAACUGGUCAGCACCAUCCACAACCAGUACCAGCUCAGCCCCUGCAGCGCAGGCCCCCAAUACAGGCAGCACGUUUCAGUUUGGAGCUGCUACCACCACGACUGCAGCAGCUGCAGCCGCCUCCGCUGCUGCUGCUGCCACAACCUCCAGUAACAGCACCUUCUCGUUUGGUUCCACGCAGCCGGACCCCCAAGCUGCCAACCAGAAGGUAUUCGCCUUCGGGCAAACGGCACCCAGCCAGAACACAACCACUGCUUCGUUUGGAGGCUUCCCCAUGGCGAGCACAGCCUCCACCACUGCUGCCGCCACCACCCAGUCCACCUUCGCCUUCGGAAAGUCGUCAUUUCAAGCACCGGCAACGCAGUCGACCUUCGGC